CCGCGGACAGGAUAGGACCCGGUCUUGGCACUGAAGAGCUUUUCAGGAGGCGCCGCGGACACUCGGUUGUGACGUCAUGUCAGCGCGCCGCGGACAAGAUAGGACCCUGUCGCGUUCACGUCCCUCUGGUCCUUGAGCCGGCGCAGGCAGCGAAGCAAUGGCCUUGAGGUUGCUGAGACUUGUCCCGGCGUCGGCGUCCGCGCGCGGCCUCGCGGCCGGAGCCCAGCGCGUGGGACGAAUUCAUACCAGUGUGCACUGCAAGCUGAGGUACGGGCUUUUGGCUUCCAUUCUCGGUGAUAAGACAACCAAAAAGCUGCAUGAGUACAGCCGAGUGAUAACAGUAGAUGGCAACAUAUGCUCUGGGAAAAACAAGCUCGCAAGGGACAUCGCAGAGCAGCUAGGCAUGAAGCACUAUCCGGAAGCAGGGAUACAGUACUCAAGCAGCACCACGGGUGACGGAAGGCCCCUCGACAUAGAGUUUAGUGGCAGCUGUAGUUUAGAGAAAUUUUAUGACAAUCCCAAAAGCAACGACGGCAACAGCUACCGCCUACAGUCCUGGCUUUAUGCCAGCCGCCUCCUGCAGUACUCAGAUGCCCUGGAGCACCUCUUGAGCACAGGACAAGGUGUGGUCUUGGAGCGUUCCAUCUACAGUGACUUUGUCUUCCUGGAGGCAAUGUACAACCAGGGCUUCAUCCGAAAGCAGUGUGUGGACCACUAUAAUGAAAUUAAGCGGCUUACUCUUCCAGAGUACCUGCCACCACAUGCAGUCAUCUAUAUCGAUGUGCCUGUGUCAGAAAUACAGAGCAGGAUCCAGAAGAAAGGAGAUCCACAUGAAAUGAAGGUCACCUCUGCCUAUCUCCAAGACAUCGAGGAUGCCUACAAGAAAACCUUCCUCCCAAAAAUGAGUGAGAUAUGCGAGGUGUUGGUGUACAGUUCCUGGGAAGCUGAAGACUCAACCAAGGUGGUAGAGGACAUUGAGUACCUUAACUACAACAAAGGACCUUGGCUUAAACAGGAUGAUCGGACCUUUCACAACCUGCGGAUGCUGGUCCAGGAUAAGAGAGAAGUGCUGAAUUACACGACCGUCCCGGUUUACCUCCCAGAAAUCACUAUUGGAGCUCAUCAGGGUAGCCGGAUCUACGACAGCUUCAGAGAGGGGCAGGAUCCCCUUUGCUAUUAAAGACGGCAGUGACUAUCACAGCAUUUCCCACUGGAAACUACUCUGUGGAUGAUUCAGAGAUGAAUGCAUGAGGCCCUCAGUCCGUUUCCUACCAGCUGUCGACAGCCUGGGAAUCUGCAGUUUUCACCAAGGCACUUCUUGGGAAGCAGAACUGGUUUCUGCCACCGUGCUCAAACCUCAGACAACUCUGACUUAGUACUCUGCUCAUACUGCACUGGCAAGCACUACUGUCAUGGCUGUUUGAGAGCCAGCACUGCCUCAUGCCACUCCUGGGAAGGGCAGGAAUGCUAGCAGCUGGCUAGUGGGUCCACCCAAGCACUUCAGAGGAGGAUGUCAAGACGCCGCCUGUCAUGAGGAACAAGGAGGCUAGUGAGAAGGAGCAACUGGCAUAAGGAGGCGGGUGCAGGAGCUAUGCACCUGGGUACUCUGGGAAGGUCAGGAUGAUACUUUGACGACUGCACGGGGUCUACAGUGAACCUUGGGAAAAGUGUUAUUCAAGACAAGAGUUUAUGUGACUGGAUAGACAGAGUUGGAUGCCAGUGGCAGUGGGAAGAGGGGUCACAGGAGACUUAAGCAGAGGACAGAAUGGGAUCUGGGGCAGGGCUCAGCACCUACACAGAGGCCUAGCUGUCCCACUGGAACCACGCUUAGACUGUCACUGUCAUUUCAGAAGACUUUCUAGUAGUUGCUUUUUUUUUUUUUUUUUUUUUUUUUUUUGUAGCUGCAACUAAGUACUUGACCAAAAAAAAAAAAAAACAAAAAAAAACAAACCAAACAUAUUUUCUGGGAGUUCCAGGGGUAGCAGUCCGUCCAGGCAAGGGAGAUGAGGAAGGAGUGAGAACAGAUACCUCCCAAAGAACCGUCCACAGUGACCACUGCUUCCUGCUUCCCCACUUCCUACUUUUUACCACCUCCCAGCAUCUUGUCACCCUCCGUGUCCAUCCAGGGACCGUCCACUCACAGGUCAGAGCCCUCAUGUUCUCAUUGUCUCUGAAAACCCAGGCGCACCAGAGAUCAUUCCCAAUCCAGAUUCAUUAUCACACAUCCGACCUUUGGCCUGGCACACAAAUACUCUAAACGCGCAGACACGCGUGCUUACCACGGCUGCUUUCAUCCCUUAAUUCUGCGUGACUCCACAGUCACAGUGACAUUCAUGGCCUCUGCAUUUGUCCCUAGCAAAGUCUUUGACCUCUGUCAGCAGCUGCCUUCAGGGGGCCUUGUCAGGUGCUGUGAGUCUCACUGUGGGAGCAGGGGUUCAGAAUCAUCACCGAUGGGUAUGCACCUGAAGUCGGUAACUUCUAGAAUCUGUCACUAGCCUGUAGUUCAGCACAGCUGGGUAGGGUCCCAUGAGUCUCUUGGCUAUCCAUGGUUGACUGUUGACCGGCUUACUCUUGUAGGCACAGUGCAGGCAACUGAAGCUGCCCGGAGAGCAUGUUUUUGGUCAUGCCCUGAAGGUAGCAGUUUGCAGCCCUUUUCCUUUCUUCCCACUUUUGCUUCUUUGAGUUCCCUCUUCCAGGAUGCUGUCUAAUUAAGCCUAGAGGAGGUGUAUAAAUAAUCCUCUGAGGGUGAGCACUUAGCUAUCACUUAUUCUUAGCACCUAGAGCAGACAUGAGACUUUGCAUUCAGUUAGUCACUCGCAGAGCAGCUUCUCUGAGUCAUUAGUGGCGUUUAUCUGAGUAUAAAUCCUAAGUAUUUAGAAGGCAGUUUGGUGUCGUGUCAAACAGUAGUAAGUUCCUUCUAAGACCUAUAGUAUCCCAGCCAUAAGUUUGGGAGCAAAGAUGUGUGUGUGUGUGAGGGUGUGUGUCCGUGUGUGUGGUGUGUCUGUCUUUGUGUGUAUGCAUGUAUUACCUCCUGUGGUGCAGCCCUCAAGUGUAUUUCAAGACUUGUGGAUCACCUCUGAUAGGGCUGCCACUAUUGUACGUGUAAGCACAUCUUGUCUCAAAGACUGUUCUUAGUUGUAGGGUUCCCAGAUCUUAAGAACUGAGGCCUUUUCUCACUCUCUAGUCUGUACAGCACCUUCUAGCUGUGAAAGCUCUCCGGCAGGGAAGAACCACCUGGCCAAGUUCCAGCUUGAUUUCUCUGUAUCUUGCAACCAAGAUGCAUGGUGUCUUUCAUUUAGUUCUGGUGGGUCAUCAAGAAGAAUGCUGGAAAUAUAUGCCGGGGCCCAUGACCAGUAGCUUAUAAGGGGAUUUCACAUUUGGGAUUGUCAUUUCACAUUUGGGAUUUUCAUUUAGCCUAUAGAAUGGAAGAAAAUGCCCGGCAACUGUGCGUGUGACAGGGCUAACAUUUAGAUGUACAAAGAACUUUAAAAAAGAAGAAAAGUAAAGAAACUUCAAUAAAACGGUUCCACUUAAAAA
Messenger RNA from Rattus norvegicus (Norway rat), 3537 nucleotides. NCBI's taxonomy places the organism in Eukaryota, Metazoa, Chordata, Mammalia, Rodentia, Muridae. The record is from RefSeq and is a predicted model, not a curated record.